Molecule: messenger RNA, 852 nt
Organism: Acytostelium subglobosum LB1
Lineage: Eukaryota; Evosea; Eumycetozoa; Acytosteliales; Acytosteliaceae
Exons: 1
Coding region: 1-852 (283 amino acids)
Source: RefSeq, a predicted model, not a curated record
AUGAGGGACGGCUGGUUUGACGAGAACCUGGAAACAUUUGUAAAGACGAUGAGGGACUACAAGACAAUGUCACCAUACUGUACCGACGCAAUGGACAUUUCGAUUGGUGUAAUGCCAAAUAGACCGCACAAAGUGCUGGACUUGGGCUGUGGGGCUGGAGCCCUAUCUAUUCAGGCUGCCUCAAGAUUGGCUCCCAUUGGUGGUUCGGUCACCAGCAUUGACAGCUCCCGUCGAAUGUUGGAGCUGCUAGAAUUGGAGCGCUCAAGCAUGAAACUGGAGAACCUGGACACUGUACUAAUGGAUGGAGAGUUCUUACAAUUCGAGCACGACACAUUCACAAUUGUAUAUUCGGCAUUCAGUUUGGUCUUCUUCUCUGACCGCGAGAAGAUUGUUAAGGAGAUGUUGCGAGUGCUGACGCCUGGCGGCAAGUGUGUCAUCACUUCAUUCCCCUACAACAACGAGGUAUUCAAUAUAUUUGAAGAGGCCAUUUUCCGUUUGACCAAGAUACAUCCAUCCGAGACCAUUCGUCAAGUGGUGUCGCUAGGCGAUGGCAUUGACAUCAAGAGAAUGAUGAGAGACUGUGGAUUCACGAAUGCAACAGUACAUACAACAUCACAUCAGUGGCUGAUGCCUAUUGAUGUAUUUCUCAACUUCUUCCGAUUCAACCCAAUAUUCAAGACAUUCCAAUCAUAUCUACCAGAGUGCUACCAAUCCAACUUUGUAACAAUGUGUCGCGAGAUCAUUGAAGAGAUAUUCCCCGAUGGAACACUAGACCUCAAGAUCACAUGUGUAAUUGGACUUGGAGAGAAACCAAAAACAAAUGGUCAGGUAGCACUCAAUCCCCAUUCCUAA